AAUUUUCACAACAAAUCAUAAGAAAUGUUUUACACAAUCGAUCAUUUGUCAGGUUAUACGUAGAUAACCCUGUAAGAAAUGAGUGAAGAAAAACAAAAUGAAACAAGAACAGGAGGCGGGGCUUACAGGAAGAAAAAGAACAAAUCCACUGUUGUUCUUUGGCAUUCUGACUUUUCUCCUCUCCUUGACUUGUUGGACCAGUUUCUAAAAUGAGUUACACACUUGAGUGUAUCAUAGCCAUAGACUUUGGCACCGCAUGCAGUGGAUAUGCCUUCAGUUUGACACCCAGAGAGGCAGAAAUUGAUCCCUUUUUGAAGAGGUGGGGUAAAGAGUUCGGACUGGACACUCCAAAGACUCCAACCUGCAUUCUGUUUAAUGAAGACAAAGAAUUUAUCAAGUUUGGUUAUGAAGCUAAAGCAGUGUAUAUCCGCAUGCACAGAGAAGAAGCAAAGAAACACUACUUCUUUGAAAAUUUCAAGAUGGCGCUCUAUGGAAAAAAACUCAGCAGAGAUGUGGUGAUUACAGCUGCAAACAGGAAGUCAAUGAAGGCCUUGAAGGUGUUCACAGAAGCUCUGAGAUACCUGAAGGACGACGCUCUGAGAACUAUCAAUGUUAACACAGAAGGGAGGAAGUUCACAGCCUCUGACUUCACCUGGGUGCUGACUGUACCUGCCAUCUGGGAUCCUUCAGCAAAGCAGUUCAUGAGAGAAGCUGCGACUCAGGCAGGAAUCAUUACAGAAGGAACUCAGCACCAGCUGAUCAUGGCACUGGAACCAGAGGCAGCCUCAGUCUGGUGUAAGAAGCUGCCAGCUGAUGGCUUCAUCACUCAGAACCAUGAUGGAGGACCAUUGGAUCAGUCUCCAGGAACACAGUUAAUGGUGGUGGACUGUGGAGGUGGAACCAUUGACAUCACUGUUCAUGAAGUCCUGUAUGGAGGAGCCCGGAAGGAGCUGCACAAGUCCUCAGGAAAUGAUUUGGGGGGACAAGCUGUGGACAGGAAAUUCAAAGAGUUCCUCAGAGAAAUCUUCAGUCAUGGCGUCUGGGAUGAAUAUGAAGAAAACUUUCCCAGUGAGGUUCAGAGGAUAAUGUAUGAUUUUCUGUAUUUCAAACAGGUAGAUGAUGAUGUUCAGAUUGCAUGUCCAUUUAACCUGGGAAUACUGGCUCAGAAAAAGCAGGAAAUAGAAAAGUUCUUUGAGUCAGUGCGAGGUGUUUCCUGGGAUGAAGGAUCCAUCAUAAUCUCCAAAGAGAGACUGAGGUCUUUCUUUGCUGAGAGUCUGAAGGGCAUCACUAACAGCCUCAGAGAAAUCCUGAAGAAAGAUCUAAACAUCGAGUACAUUCUGUUAGUGGGGGGCUAUGCUGAAAGCCAGAUUCUGCGUCAUCAUGUUAUUGCUCAGUUUGGUGAUCAGUGUAAAGUUCUGUGUCCUUUUAGGCCCCAGGAAGCGAUCAUAAAGGGAGCUGUGAUGUUUGGAAGAAACCCAGGGCUGGUGACAUCUCGAAAAUCUGCCUUUACUUACGGGUUUGCAGAUUCAAAGAAGUUUGAUCCAUCCAAAAAUAAGAAAGAAAAAAAAAUUGUAGUCCAAGGGGAGGAGUUUUGUAGAGAUAUUUUCAGGACACUUGUAGAAGAAGGUGAAGAUGUUGGCUGGAAUGAAAUCAGAAUGCUCACCUUAAAUCCAUCAGAAGCAAAUCUGACAAGCAUGAAAAUCAGUCUUUAUCGUACAGAUAGAAAAAAUCCAAAGUAUGUGGAUGAAGUGGGAGUGGAGGAAAUUUGUGCGCUCCAUGUUGACAUGCCUGAUACUUCAGGAGGAAUCAAUCGGAAAGUCAAACUAGAGCUCAAGUUUGGCUCAACAGAGGUGACAUUCACAGCCACUGAUUUGGUUUCUGGGUCCAAAGCAUCAGUAGCGCUCGAUUUCAUGACCAAAUAAAAAAAUGUUAUAGAAACAUCCGGAAUGCAGCAGCUUCCACCAAUGUUUUCAUGUUGGAUUUAUCGGGAUAUUUGAUUUCUUUGGGAUUAGAACCUCUUUACUACCACACAUCAUAAAUAUGAGUAUAUUGUAGUUUAGAGGAUGUAUUAAAGCUCUGUAAUAUUACAGCACUGAUGUGUUUGCUGUGGUUCUUGUAACAUUAGGUCUUUGGUUCCCGUGUGUUCUCUGUUCCUGCGAUAAUUCUGAGUUUGGUUGCUACUAUCAGUCCUGUUUCUGUGUUCCUCCUGUUGCUGCUAGCUUAAAUGACACACAUGGGUGAGAUAAAACUAGCAGAUGGCUUCAUGCAGUGUAAAUAUAGAAAGAGAGAGUUUACAGAUAUCUCACAGUGCAAACACACUAACAUAUCUUACAUUAGGAACAGAGUAACACUGAAUUUAUACCAAAUACUUCAUGCAGCUUAUUCCUGCACACUCCAGCAUUCUCCUUACAGGUUACAGGACACACCUCCAUGUGUGUCCAUCAUUUACACCACUGCACACAAAGCUACAACAACUCCAGUAACAGUUGUUACUGGUCCUAAAACUGUGACAGUUUGUUCACAUGAUCGUUCUUUAUUCUAUCAGUACACCACUGUUUACUGCGAGUUAGCAUUUCAGAUUUACACUGUUUUUCUCUGUUGUUUUAGACCCCACUCCUUUUUAACGUUAUGAUAUUGUGUGACAUUCCAAAGUCUUUCAGUGAAAUGAACAUGUAACAUAGAGAAGUCCACUAUGAGACAUCUGCUGAUAAUUUAUUUCCUGUCUGUUUUCAGUCCUCUUCUUUUGUAACAGACUGGUACUGUGAAGUUUCCAUCAUCCACUGUUAGCACUGCCAACAUAUUUUACAGAAUGGGGGAGCUGCCUAUCGCACCUGUCACAGGGGGAGAGGUGUCUUACACCUGGUCAGGUCUCCAGCCCACUGCAGAACAGGAAACAUGUUGUUCUUUGUCAGAUAUGUGAGAUACUGUAAACCUAACAGACAUCACGCUUUUGAGAUGUAACUGCUGUACUGUGUUGUUCUUUGUCAAAUACAAACAUGCAAAUAAAUCACAAACCUGA
Messenger RNA from Oreochromis aureus, 3019 nucleotides. Its product is annotated as heat shock 70 kDa protein 12A-like. Gene Ontology annotation, molecular function: ATP-dependent protein folding chaperone; ATP binding. Bases 210 to 1922 code for a protein of 570 amino acids. The record is from RefSeq and is a predicted model, not a curated record. The transcript is spliced from 4 exons. NCBI's taxonomy places the organism in Eukaryota, Metazoa, Chordata, Actinopteri, Cichliformes, Cichlidae.